Molecule: messenger RNA, 512 nt
Organism: Saccostrea cuccullata (small rock oyster)
Lineage: Eukaryota; Metazoa; Mollusca; Bivalvia; Ostreida; Ostreidae
Product: peptidylprolyl isomerase domain and WD repeat-containing protein 1-like
Exons: 5
Coding region: 18-512 (164 amino acids)
Molecular function (GO): protein binding
Source: RefSeq, a predicted model, not a curated record
UCCGGAAAUUAAGAAAAAUGACAACAGAAAGCGGCAAACGUGAAAUUGACGACGUAGAUGAUGAUGAUUGUAUCGGCCCUUUGCCGGAAGAAGCUGCAAAAUCUAAGAAGAGGAAAGUGUUGGAAUAUGAGCAAGUUUAUUUGGACAAUCUCCCAAAUGCAGAGGCAUAUGAGAAAAGUUAUAUGCACAGGGAUGUUGUUACUCAUGUGGCUGUUUCCAAAUAUGACUUUAUUGUGACUGCAAGCUGUGAUGGUCAUGUGAAAUUCUGGAAGAAAAAUGAAGAAGAAGGAAUUGAAUUUGUCAAGCAUUUUAGAAGUCAUUUAGGAAAUAUUGAAGACCUAGGAAUGAGUGAUAAUGGAGAGUUAUGUUGCACCAUAUCAGAUGACAAAUCAGCCAAAAUAUUUGAUGUUGUUAACUUUGACAUGAUAACAAUGAUCAAGUUGACCUUUGCUCCCUUGGCCUGCGGCUGGCUGUAUAAGUCAGGGGACAUCAUUCAAGCACUAGCAGUGUAA